CUAAUCCGUCAAUACAAAUACCUAUCAUCCCAGCAGUACCUAAUCGACCAGGCCCAUGACACUCUUCUGCCAAUCACAGUGCACACGAUCCACGUGCGAAGCAUCAGCGAACCCAGCCAACCCCGCGAAUCCAACCAAUCUAACCAAUCCAACCAAUCCAACCAAUCGAACCAAUCCAACCAACCAAUCAACCUGGACGACUCAUCAACCGAUUCGUUGAUAAUCGACGUCAAAAAAUCAAUGCAGAACUGCAGCAGGCAGGAAGGAACAGUGCUAAAUGCUUCCUACAACCUGUCAAUCCCUCGCAAAUACACCUUCAGAACCAAGAAAUCAGCAAGGGAGCUGUUCGACCUGAUGCCGGACAACCGCAGCGAACUGGAGAAGCUCUGCGUCGACGGGAUCCGCAGACUAGAAGGCUACAUCACCUACGGGUACGGCUUGAACAGCCUGGUCCAGGUCGCCGGGAUCAUCAAAGGGUUCUCCAAGCUGCUGGACAACGUCUCAGCUUCGGAAUCCUGGAUCCUGGAUGACAGUUCAAAGAAAUACUGGUUUAAAUUUGUGGUCUACUUGGCCAGGUUGCUGACCAUGUACCAGUUCAUCGGCAAUGACAAGAUCAUCAAGGACAUCUGCGUCAAGCUGGUGUCCAAGCUUGUUUCUGGACUAGACCAGGCCAUGGGCUGGAAGCUCCAGGGCUCGGAGGUCGUCUUCAUCGCGAUUCCGCGGGUGCUAAACCUCCUGUACACCAAGGACUUGAUGUUCCUUACAGAUAUCAGCAGCUACAAAUUCAAAUCCUUGGAGCGCUACUUAGACACUGAUCCAACAGAUCUUUCCGAUGAUCUGAUGCGCUUUGAAGGGUUCUACAAGAACCUUUACAACACUUUUAACAACUACGUUUGA
Messenger RNA from Cotesia congregata, 897 nucleotides. The record is from the annotation of a GenBank genome assembly. NCBI's taxonomy places the organism in Eukaryota, Metazoa, Arthropoda, Insecta, Hymenoptera, Braconidae.